Messenger RNA from Didymosphaeria variabile, 765 nucleotides. RefSeq lists its product as uncharacterized. NCBI's taxonomy places the organism in Eukaryota, Fungi, Ascomycota, Dothideomycetes, Pleosporales, Didymosphaeriaceae. Bases 1 to 765 code for a protein of 254 amino acids. The record is from RefSeq and is a predicted model, not a curated record. The transcript has a single exon. Gene Ontology annotation, cellular component: NatA complex. Gene Ontology annotation, biological process: mitotic sister chromatid cohesion. Gene Ontology annotation, molecular function: acyltransferase activity, transferring groups other than amino-acyl groups.
AUGCUUCAAUCUUCUAUAACAGCAUGGCUGAAGAAGCCAGCGAUUGUUAUGAAAGCUGACCAACCACCUCCAGCUCCAGCAUCAACACCGGUACCAUUCGCACAUGCGCAACCGACCGUAUCAGGGCCUGAACCCAACUCCGCUCCCACUGUAGACAGCGCCAGUGGGCCGUCACCGAAGCUACCCACUGCUCCUCUAUUCUCCACACCUCCACUCCCUGACAAUGUCGAACUCGCGCCGCUUACGCAAGAGCUCAUACCCUCUUUCAAGCGCAUCCUCAAUUUGACGCUUCCUGUGUCGUACCCUGCCGUCUUCUUCACCGAGUCCAUGGAGGAGCCGUUCCACAGUAUUACGCUCAUGGCUCUAUGGCAUGCAGCUCCGGCAGACGGUACACCCCUGGCGAGCAUAGAGAAGCCACGUUUGGUCGGUGCGAUUCGAUGUCGCAUCUUGCCUUCCGCAAAUCUCUACAUAUCCACAAUCAGCCUGCUUGCUCCAUACCGUUCGCAUGGUGUUGCUACACAUCUGUUGCAGAGGAUAGUCGCCAAGGCUGUCGAAGUACAUGGCGUUCGGUGCGUCACAGCUCAUGUGUGGGAAGCCAACGAGGACGGACUGGAAUGGUACAAAAAGAGGGGCUUCGAGAUUAUUGGAAAGGAAGAUGCCUAUUAUCACAAGCUCAAGCCUCAAGGUGCGUUCCUUGUUCGCAAGUGGAUUGGUGUUGCCGAUUUACUAGCACACCCGGAUGAAGUGAGCGUUGUGAACAGGUGA